AUGUAUGUUCUUUUGCAAAGACUGGCCUCUAGAUGGAUGCGUGUGAGGGACUCUCUGGGGCCAAGGCUCGGCGCCUCGGGCAGGGCUGAUGGUGGGAGCGCUAUGAGCGGCCGGGCAGGGUCCUCGCUGGGGGCUUCCUCCGCCGGCCCGGGCGGCCGGGUGCCUCCGGGACGCGAGCGCGCACGCCUCAGUCCGGCCGCCGCGCUCCUCGCACCGCCUUCUCCGCAGGUCUUUAUUCAUCUCAUCUGCCUCUUCCCCUUCUCCUCCUCCUCUGCCUCCUUCUCCUCCUCUUCCUCCUCCUCCUCCACCACCUCCUCCUCCGCCGCCGCCACCGCCUCCUCUUACAUCUCACUGGCCUGGCUCUGUGUUGCUCGGAGUGACAAAGACAAUGUCCCAGCCUUAACUUUGCAACCACCUUGCCUCCUUCUGGGGUUCGGCGAGGGGGAGGGGGGACAGCAGUCGCAGCCUCAGCAUCUCCUCCACCUUCUGCUCUUCUCCAGCUCUUGGAUAAUUCUUCCCGGUCUCCCCCACCUCCAGCCCUUUCCUCAUUUUCUUUCUUUUUUUUUUCCUUCUCCUCUCCCGCACGUUGUUGUUGUUAUUAGAAAGGCUUCGCGCACCCCCUGGUGCUCCGGCGUUUUGUGUGGCAGAAGAUUGUCUGCCUUCUCUCUUUCUGUCUUGCUUUCUCUCUCCCUCUGGUUGCUCAUUAUUCAGAGAGAGACACAGAGGGAGGGAGGGAGAGAGAGAGCGCGCGAGGGAAAGGGAGAGGAGAGAGAAGAGGAGAGAGAGAGAGGGAGAGAGUGA
Messenger RNA from Rangifer tarandus platyrhynchus (Svalbard reindeer), 801 nucleotides. NCBI's taxonomy places the organism in Eukaryota, Metazoa, Chordata, Mammalia, Artiodactyla, Cervidae. The record is from the annotation of a GenBank genome assembly.